GCCGGGGCCGGGCGGGAUCCGCCGGGAUCCCCCGGGGCCAGCGAGGCGGCCAUGCCGAGCAAGAAGAAGAAAUACAACGCGCGCUUCCCGCCGGCGCGGAUAAAGAAGAUCAUGCAGACGGACGAAGAGAUCGGGAAGGUGGCAGCUGCCGUGCCCGUCAUCAUCUCGCGGGCGCUGGAGCUGUUCCUGGAGUCGCUGCUGCGCAAGGCCUGUCACGUGACCCAGUCCCGCAACGCCAAAACCAUGACGACGUCACACCUGAAGCAGUGCAUCGAGCUGGAGCAGCAGUUCGACUUCCUCAAGGACCUGGUGGCCGCCGUGCCCGACAUGCAGGGGGACGGUGACGACCCCCACGGCGACGGCGAGAGGGGACCCCGCAGGGGGCGCCGCCCGGGCAGUGGCCGCAAGAACGGGGGUCCCGGAGCCAAGGGGACCCCGAAACAGUCGGGGACAGACUCGGAGCAGGAGGAGGACUCUGAGGACAGCGACAGCGACGGGGACGAGGAGACGCCGCAGCCCCCCCCGGCCCCGCCCCCCCUCACCUUCGCCAGCCCUGGGGUUCCCUUCGCCCCCCUGGGCCCCCCCAGCCUCCCGGGGGGGCUCCCGGGGGGGCUUCCCCCAGCCCCCGGCCCCCCCCGCGCCCGGGAGGAAGAGGAGGAGGACGAAGAUUACGAUUCCUAG
Messenger RNA from Pseudopodoces humilis (Tibetan ground-tit), 681 nucleotides. Lineage: Eukaryota; Metazoa; Chordata; Aves; Passeriformes; Paridae. The record is from RefSeq and is a predicted model, not a curated record.